UACUUUGACAAUAUUUAUAAUUACAGUUUUGGGACACAAGGAAUCCACAGCCGAUAAUGACUAUCAACUUACCAGAGAGGUGUUACUGUGCUGAUGUAGAGUACCCCAUGGCAGUUGUUGGCACUGCUAAUCGUCACCUGAUUGUAUAUCAACUUGAAGGUCAGCCACAAGAAUUCAAACAGAUUGAAUCACCACUCAAGUAUCAGCAUCGAUGUGUUGCAAUCUUCAAAGACAAGAAAGGUGCAGGCGCUCCUGCUGGCUUUGCUCUGGGCAGUGUUGAGGGACGGGUGGCAAUACAGUAUAUCGUGACAGCAUCUCCCCGGGACAACUUUACUUUCAAGUGUCACCGCUCCAAUGGUACCUCUAAUGGUUUUCAAGACAUUUAUGCUGUGAAUGAUAUCAAAUUUCAUCCAGUUCAUGGUACACUGGCUACAGUAGGUUCUGAUGGCAGGUUUAGCUUUUGGGACAAAGAUGCUCGCACAAAACUGAAGAACUCAGAAGCAAUGGAACAGCCCAUCUCAUGUUGUGCAUUCAACCACAAUGGCCAAAUAUUUGCAUAUGCUGUGUCAUAUGACUGGUCAAAGGGUCAUGAAUUUUUUAGCCCACAAAAGAAAAAUUACAUUUUCCUAAGAUCUUGUUAUGAUGAACUUAAGCCACGGAGUCGCUAAUUAGAGGCUAAAGCCUGAAGUAUAUUAUCCAAGAUGACCAUAGAUGGUUAAAUCAAGAAGUGAAGAUAAAGAGAAUGUGUAUAUCAUCUACUAAUAAAGGGCUGGGCUUCAUUUUUUUAUAUAUUAUCAUUUUUGCUUCAGUGAAUACUGAUAUCACUUGUAGUGAUGGGACACUAAUUUUAUAUUAUCUAUUGAUGAUGUAUAUGGACAAAAAAUAAUUUUCAGCUAUGAAUAUAGAGUUUGACAGAUUGUUUACCCAGGAGAAAGAAAAGAUUUGGAGUAUUGCAUGUGUAAUAACUCUUACCUUAUAGGGAUUCUGUAGGCACAUGACAACAUAAUUUCUGGUUCUUGUGUGCUAUGAUUUCUGUUAAUUUUAAAGAGCAAGUUUAAAGCUGUAAGUAAUCUUAAAAUUCAUAUUUAUGUGAAUAUUCAGUAUAUACAGUUAGCUUAAUUUAGCAUUAAUAUUCAGUUAUGUUACUAUCUUGCAAAAGUUAUGUCUUACUUAUUUUAUCAGUUAUCUACAUGCUUAUAGAGAUUAUUAAAGCCAAUAAGUAUAUCUUGUAUUAUAUAAUUUCCUGCGCUCUUAUUUAGAAACACACAUCCACAAAUACUUUAUACUGCAUACACCUCUACGGUCAGAUUUGAUUAAGCAUUUUAAGCUCUCUUCAUUUUAUUAGUUAUUGGUUUAAGGUACAGAAAAUCUCUAACAUUGCAUAUGAAAGUCUUAUCACACAUAACCAUAUGAAAUGGUCAUCUAGUUUAUUAAAGACCACAUUAUCAAAAUAUUGUUCUGAAAAAGUGGUUAAAAUUUUAGAUUUUUUUACAAGUCAGAAAAUAUUUCUUAAUAAAACUGAUUACCAAAACUUGUGUACAUUCCAUUGUUAACAGUAUUGUAUUCAUUGAACAACUAAACUUAAGAGCAUGAGUAAGGAUAUGUGCUUUUUGAAGAAUACUCCUCGCCUUAUUUUUUACCAAUGCUAAAAGGAUGAAGAGACAGAUAUUCUUUACUGGCAUUGUCACAAAAUGUAAUGGUUGAAUAUAAUUACAAUAAACA
Cherax quadricarinatus is the source of this 1722-nucleotide messenger RNA. RefSeq names its product ribonucleic acid export 1 (gene Rae1). Lineage: Eukaryota; Metazoa; Arthropoda; Malacostraca; Decapoda; Parastacidae. Gene Ontology annotation, cellular component: nuclear pore. Gene Ontology annotation, molecular function: ubiquitin binding; RNA binding. The record is from RefSeq and is a predicted model, not a curated record. Gene Ontology annotation, biological process: transcription-dependent tethering of RNA polymerase II gene DNA at nuclear periphery; RNA export from nucleus.